ACUCUCUCUCUCUCCUCACUUUCUCUCUCUAAAACCCCUUUUCUUCCCCAAUUUAUCACGAGAUCCCCAUCUAUUUCUUCUCUUUCCUUUUUCUCUAUGAUAUUUUCCGUCACAUUUCGCCGGUGGUUGUCUUUCCAACUCCGGCAACAUUAACUUCUUUCAUUAUCAUUAUCAUUAUCAUUAUUAUUUCUCUCUUUACAAUAAUAAUAAUUUAGUUCUACAAAAUGUCUGAUUCCGGUAAACCGGUUGAAACACUCUCCGAUCGUCUCCGUAAGUCGUUAACUUACGACGCCGGUGACAACACCAACAAACCCGACUUCAAAGAACUCGAUUUGGGUUCACCGGUGUCACCGUUAACUGCUAGACCGGCGGCUAGCAGUAGCUCAAGCUCGUCCGGUUCAGUUUCCGGUCGGACCGCACGUGUACGGUCAGAUUCAACUGUUAAUAAUAGUAAUAAUAAUAAUAAUCACUCCGGUGAGUUGUCGGUUGAUAGCUCACCGACAUUUUCCGGUGGUCGGAAACCGGGUCAUACCCGGUCCGAUUCCCGAGGUAGCUCGGUUACUUCUCCGGUCGGAAAUGUGCUUCCGACCGGAAAUAUUGUUAAAAGUGGAAAUAUUGUUAAAACCGGAAUGAUGGCGAACCGGAGCUCGAAGCCGGAUGUUUUGAGUUUGGGAACUGGGAAUUAUGGGCAUGGGAGUAUAAUGAGAGGGGGGCCGGUUGCAAAGGGUGUGGUAUCAAGUGGUGAAAACAUGGUUUCGACGGCUUCGAAUUCGUUAAAUUCGUCGAAUUCGAUGAAUUCGAGGAGGUUGUUGAUGGAUCCGGAGGAGUUGAAGAGGUUGGGGAAUGAAGAGUAUAAAAGGGGGCAUUUUGUGGAGGCUUUGGGUUAUUAUGAUAGGGCUAUAUUGGUGGCACCAGGUAAUGCCUCCUUGCAUUGUAACCGGUCGGCUGCGUUGAUGUGUUUGAAUCGGUUGGUUGAGGCGGUUAAGGAGUGUGAAGAAGCGGUUAAGUUGGAUUCUGGGUAUGUCAGGGCGCAUCAUAGGUUGGGGUCUUUUCUUAUCAGUUUAGGACAGGUUGAAAACGCUAGGAAGCACUUAUGUUAUCCCGGGUCUCAACCCGACCCAAACGAGCUGAAAAAACUACAAACGGUGGAAAAACACUUGAACAAGUGCGCUGAUUUAAGACUAGUGCGCGAUUGGAACGGUGUUUUAAGGGAAAGUGACGCUGCCAUUGCUUCUGGAGCCGAUGCUUGUUCUCCGCUAUUUGCAUGUAAAUCGGAAGCACUUUUGAAGCUUCGGCAACUAGAUGAAGCAAGUUUUAGCCUUUUGAAUGCACCUAAAUUUGAAACAGCUAGUAUCCCUUCGUGUUCCCAAAUGAAAUUCUUUGGAAUGCUUUCGGAGGCGUACAUUUUGUUUGUUCGUGCUCAGAUCGACAUGGCAUUGGGAAGAUUCGAGGAUGCAGUUAGCUCAAUUGAGAAGUCAGGACAAAUUGAUCCUAGAAACGUUGAGGUUGUGGUUUUGCUUCAAAACGUUAAGUCGGUGUCUAGAGCUCGAGCUCGUGGAAAUGAUCUGUUCAAGUCAGAAAGGCUCACCGAAGCGUGUUCGGCUUAUAGUGAAGGGCUUAGGCUCGACCCACUGAACCCGGUCCUCUUUUGCAAUCGGGCCGCGUGUUGGUUUAAGUUGGGUCAGUUUGAGAAAUCGCUUGAGGAUUGCAAUCACGCCCUUGUUAUCCAACCGAACUACACAAAAGCACUUCUUCGCCGAGCUGCCACAUUUAGCAAGCUCGAUAGGUGGGACGAAUCCGUGAAAGAUUACGAGAUUUUGAGGCGAGAACUGCCGAACAACAAUGACAUUGCUGAGUCAUUGUUCCAUGCUCAAGUUGCUUUGAAGAAAUCUCGCGGGGAAGAUGUAAAUAAUUUGAAAUUUGGUGGCGAAGUUGAACUGAUUACCAAUCUUGACCAGUUCAAAGCUUCUACUGCUUCAUCUGGAGCUUCGGUUGUUCUUUAUAAAACGUCGGCUGAUCUUCAAUGCAAGCAGAUAAUUCCAUUUUUUGAUACGCUUUGCAGUCGAUAUCCGUCUGUCAGUUUUCUCAAGGUGGAUUUGGAAGAAAGUGCGGAUAUCGCAAAUGCUGAGAAUGUGAGGGUGGUGCCGACGGUCAAGAUUUACAAAAAGGGCAGUCGUGUGAAGGAAAUGGUUUGCCCGAGCCCGGAAGUGUUGGAGGCAUCAUUGAGGCAUUACAGUCUCUAACAGGACGCGGUCCGAUUGCAUGCAUGGCCUGCGGCCGAAUGUUGUACACUUAGUAAUGCCCAUAUAGCAUUUGAUGAAGGAGAAUAUGAUAAUUUUCACCCCCUCCUCAACAUACAUAUUGUUUUUAUAACCUUGUGACAUGAAACUAGAAUGGGGAUAUAAAGCUUUUAGCUUAGUGUUUUUUUUUUAAUUUUAUUUUUUAUUUUUCAACUGUUGGAAUUCUAAUUCUUUCAUUUAUAUUAGUUUACUUGCCGAUUCUGGUUC
Helianthus annuus (common sunflower) is the source of this 2507-nucleotide messenger RNA. RefSeq names its product TPR repeat-containing thioredoxin TTL1. The transcript has 7 exons. Lineage: Eukaryota; Viridiplantae; Streptophyta; Magnoliopsida; Asterales; Asteraceae. Gene Ontology annotation, molecular function: protein binding. Gene Ontology annotation, cellular component: cytoplasm. The coding region runs from base 225 to 2243 and encodes 672 amino acids. The record is from RefSeq and is a predicted model, not a curated record.